CUGGAAAUAUUUAAGUAUAUCAUUUUAUUGAUUGCCCAUUAGUCUAAGGAUUUGGUCAUUUACUGCUAACAAUACACACAAACUACACAUUAUAAAUUGCUUGUAAUGUAGUUACGCACAAUUAAUUGCAUAAUUUUUUUAUUUGAAUAGCUUUAUUUAGAGGAUGAUGCGGGUUUUGAUUAAGUAUUUUUUUUCAAUACAGAAUUUCAAAAUCUUGUUUGAAGAAAAUGCACCAUAUAUUCCUCAAAUAAUGCCAGCUAAAGCGAGCGCCAAUCUAAGUAAUCCACCUAUACCCCGAACUUCAAAAGCAUCUAAAGUUCCUCCAAAACAAUCACAAAGUGAUCAACUCAUUCCACUCUGGAAGAAGCUAUCAAAAGGGAAGCGUAAAUGUCAAGAGGUUAUUGUUAAAUCAAUUCAAAAAGAACUUGGGCCACGUUAUUUAGAACUAACAUGUUUAGGUAUUAACGUGUUUAGAUAUAAAGCUCAACAAGGUGAGCAUCAAAUGGAUUGCUACAACAUCUUUGGUUCGGGAACCUGCCCUAUAUCAGUAUCAACAUGGCAACAUGGUGGAUUGAUAGCAAAAGAAAUAAAAAAUAUUAUGUACUUUACGAUGAAAUCAAAGAACCUGGAAUCCCACUUGAUGAGGCGUUAGAAUUAUAUUCUGAAUCAAGUUCGGAUAUAUACCAGAAAUAACAUACCUGAAAGCAUCUCCGGAUAGAG
Messenger RNA from Rhizophagus irregularis DAOM 181602=DAOM 197198, 720 nucleotides. RefSeq lists its product as uncharacterized. The record is from RefSeq and is a predicted model, not a curated record. Lineage: Eukaryota; Fungi; Glomeromycota; Glomeromycetes; Glomerales; Glomeraceae.